Phragmites australis (common reed) is the source of this 865-nucleotide messenger RNA. RefSeq lists its product as uncharacterized. The record is from RefSeq and is a predicted model, not a curated record. The transcript is spliced from 8 exons. Lineage: Eukaryota; Viridiplantae; Streptophyta; Magnoliopsida; Poales; Poaceae. Bases 125 to 700 code for a protein of 191 amino acids.
AUCGUGCCGCCGCCGCAGCGAGGUUUUGAGGGCAAGCAGCGCGAGAGGGGCGGGGCGCGACCAGGAGAAGAGAAAAACCCCCGGCGGCGCGGAGCGAAGAGGGAGCGAUCAGAAUUCAUCGGAGAUGUCGAAGCGGCAGGGACCCCCGAAGCACCAGAACCGCUACGCGUGGAAGCCAAACCUCGGCCAGAAGAUCAACGAGACCGAGCCCGGGGGCAGGUUCCGGCCACUGUCGGAGAUCACCGGCGUCUGCCAGCGCUGCCGGGACCAGAUCGACUGGAAGCGCAGAUACGGCAAGUACAAGCCAAUCGUUGAACCCGCCAAAUGCCAGAAGUGCGGGAAGCGAAACGUCCGGCAGGCGUACCACAACGUCUGCAGAGAUUGCUCCAAGGACCUCGGGAUAUGUGCCAAGUGCUGCACUCGUGUCAACGAGCUUGUCGGAAGGGAUGCUAAUGAAGAGGAGAGUGAACGCAGGGCACUAGAGGAGGCCAUCAAAGGUGCUAGGGAGAGGGAAAGACGUACCCUUCUUCGAAUGAUGAACAAAGGCAACGGUGGGGAGAGUGGGCCGUCGGUCCCAAAGAUUGCUGACAGAAGUCGAGAAGGUGACAUCUUCCCUGUCGCAUCACUUGAUGAAUACGCUGAACAAGCUAGAGAGGAAGAUGAGUCUGAUGAAGAGGCCAGAGAUUUUGUAGAAGAUUAAUUCUGGGUGCUUUAUGUUGUAAAAGCAUUUUCUCUUUCAUGAGGUGACGAGAUAUUUCAGACUCCAGGCAAAAUGCUAUGGAUCGGGAUUGUUCGACUCUUUCUGUUGUAUUUCUCCAAAGCUUAGAACUGAAAGCUGUUAAAUUGCAGUUUGCUGCUCCACCGC